Molecule: messenger RNA, 518 nt
Organism: Cylicocyclus nassatus
Lineage: Eukaryota; Metazoa; Nematoda; Chromadorea; Rhabditida; Strongylidae
Source: the annotation of a GenBank genome assembly
AUGAAUGAGACAGCAAAUUCAGCCACAUUUUACGAUUCAAAACAUCAUUCAAAACGUUACGCGCUGAAGCGGAGGCGUACGAUGACACUUGCACAUAUAAGCGAGCAAGAGGAGUCGUCACCUGACUCAUCAGAGUUGAGAUGCAGAAAAAUCGCUUUCAACUUCGUGCGCCCUAGCUAUGGACUUAUGAGGAUGGAUCUCACACCUAAGUGCAUUCGAAAGAGGCGAGCUCAAGGGCCAUUGACGUGAGCAUUCUGUAAACUCUGCUACUUACAUUCGAGUUUCAGUGCCAAAUUCUGCUUAAGUUUAACUUUUGUAUAUUCAUAUGGUUUUUUUAUUUUAGCUAUCCUAACGGUCCUAGGUUCUUGUCUUUUCUUGAAGAAAUGGUACUUAACAUGACUUCAUUCACUUGUAAGCAGUAUUUCUGUAUACAUAAUGGUCCCUUGUGAUACCGUUGUCGAUAAUGACUAUGUGGAACAAAUAGACUUACAAAAGAACUUUGGAAACUUUGUACAGGG